AUGCAGGCGUGCCAGGCACGAGAGGAAGAGCUUCAACAUGCACUCUCGCAACGCGAUGCCGAGGCAGCCAAUGCUGCGCGAAGGGUCGCACAGGCUGAGGCGCGGCUGGCGGCGAAAGAGAAAGCUGCCAGUGAAAGUGCAGAGGAGGCGCAACAGGCCUUCAGCCGCCUCAAUGAUUUGGCUGAAGAGAGGAACCGGCUACGCACCGAGUUGGAAGACUUCCAAGUUGGGGCGCAGCAGAUGCAGGCAGACAGCAAGCAGCAUCUGCGGCAACUCCAAGCGAACCGCAAGGAACUGGACUCCAGCUCUCUCGAAGUUCGACGGCUGCAGCAGGAUAAGGAGGAGCUGCAGUCGCAGCUUGAGAAGGCAAAGAGCAAAGCCUGUGCUUUGGAGAUAGAGCAGCACCAGCAGCAAGAGCGCAAAGAACAGCUUCAGCAGCAACUUCGUGCUCAAGAGCAGCAGCUGGAGCAUGCAGAGGCAGCUUCGAGGCAAAUGGCGCUGGAGCUCGAGGCAGCGCAAGGACAUGUGAGCCAGACCGCGCAGACGGCUCAGCGCUGCCAGGGGGAGUUGGAAGAGCACUUAGAAGCGAAGUCCCGCGACGUGGAAGAAGCCCGGACAGCCUUGCAGAGGGUUGUCGAGGACAAUGGCCAGCUUCAAGCACUUCUGGAGGAGUCUCAGGAGAAAGCUGCGAAGUUGCAGGAGCAGGUUCUUUGCCACGACGACCGCUGCAAAGAAUUGGAGGAGGACCUGAUCCUGGCCAGGGCUCAGCUCGGCGCUUUGGAGGCGCGAGAGUCUGAGCUGGCGCAGGCCACGGUGGCGGCCAGGCGACAAGAGACCCAGGAGGCCGAACUGGCUGACCUCCUGGCACAGAAAGAGCUGCUGGAGGCCCAGUUGGCCGCCACCAUUGCCCGCCUGGACGAGGAGCAGGCAGAGCGCAUUCGCCAAGGUGCCCGAGCGGAGACCUUGGAGACGGAUCUCGCCACUCAGCAGCGAAUCUACUCGGAGCAGGCAUCGGCAGCACGCUGCAAGACUCUAGAGCAUGCAUGGCAUCAGCUGGCGGCCAGCGCGGCAGCCCACAUUCAGGAGAUGGAGAGCCGCAAGUUGAUGUCCGAGGUCAUUGCAUCUCGCAGACGUCAAGUGGCAGAGCACGCGGAGAUUCUCAAUGCCCAGCAGAUGAAGAAGCAGGCUCAGGACGAUCAGGUUCAAAAGCGGCAAGACGAGGACAUCGCCACAUGCUUGAAGGAGAACGAGGAAUUGCGUGCAUGCAAUCGAGAGCUAGCCCAGUCGUUGCAGCAGUUCAAGCAAGAAAACGACCAACUGCAUGUGGACAACUCCAGCUUGCUGGAGAGCGUUGCUCUUUUCGAAGGCGAUCUUGGAAAAGUGGCUGAUAGACAUGCGCAGCUCAUCGGCCAUGUGAACAAGAAGCAGAAGAUCCGCUACACUGUGAAGCUAAAAGAGGAGUGUGCGCAGCUACGACUGGACUUGAACAAGGCCCGCCACAAGUUGAUGCAGCUGGAGGGCAGCCGAAGAAGUGACAGCUUGUAUGGUGCCCUGGCAUCCUUGGGCUAUUCGCCGGCGCCUGCAGUGCAGUCGUCACCACAGCCGAAGCAGAGGUCGCAGGAGCAGAGUCCGAACAGCCCUUUCCAGCAGCCACAAGCAGCUCCUGCGCCCGUGCGCGUGAGCCCACGGUGUGCCAAUACAGCCCGCGGGCAGCUGGAGGAGGCCCAAAGGCGAGUGCGACUCCAAGAGUGCGCUUUGGAGCGGGUCAACUCUGACUUCCGCCACCUACUUGCCCUGGUUCAGCGCGUGAUCGGCCGUGGCCAAGCAGAUGAAUCCAAGGAGAUCAAUUUCGCGGAGUUGCUGCAGGACCUUCGUCGGGUCAUGGCCUCCCAGUCUCAUGCACCCCAGAGCUCGACGCCGGCGAUGGGGAGCACUGGUCCAAAGAUGUCCCCAAGGACUGAGGCAAGCGCUGGUCAGAAGGAGCCCUCGACACCCCGAGCUCGAGACAGCUUGGCUUCGCCCCUCAGCUUCCGUGUGGCACAGGAACCUCUGUCAGAGGAGCCGCCACAAACUCAGGACAAGGAGAACCAGCUCAACAUCCAGAAUCAGACCCCGGCCGAAACGAGCAAAGCCGUCUUGCCGGAGACGAGCAAGGCCAUCCUCCCAGACACGCAUGAGGCAGUCAGGAAGGUGAUGAAGCAGAUCAAUUUCGCCCUCAGCUUCGGUUCGCGCAAGUUGUAUGGCCGCCCAAUUCAAGAUGCUCGGAGCUUCUUCCAGGCGCUGGACAGACGCCAGGUCUGA
Molecule: messenger RNA, 2301 nt
Organism: Symbiodinium sp. CCMP2592
Lineage: Eukaryota; Dinophyceae; Suessiales; Symbiodiniaceae
Source: the annotation of a GenBank genome assembly